ACAUCAACCCUCCGCACAACGAGACCACCCUGGCCGAUCCCUUGACGAGCGCAUCUUGACUCCCCAACGGACCGCGCCCCGUUCUCACCCACGCAAACCGUAUGCGCGCUUCACUCUGCCUCACUCUAGCAUUGGGCCUCGACACUCGAUAGGAAGGAUGCCGCCAGCUGUGACCCGGUAUCCGCCACACAACGUCUCGAAUCCCUUCCAGCACCUCAACCAGCAACAUGCGCUGCAGCAAGCUUCACAUCUCCAGCAUGCCAAUGCCGGCCUCCAGGGGCAGAACAUCGGUGCACAUCCCGCCUUCGGCACCGCCAACCCUAACGGCAACAUGAACCUCUUCGGUCCCGCCCAAAGCAACGCCGCCAUGGCAGGUGGCUUCGGAGGCGCCGGCGCCCUUGCAGGGGGCGGCACCGGGCUGGCAAGCCAUGCCGCGCAAAUGGGCUUCGCUCACGGCGCCGCUCUGCAACAACAGAGAGACCACGAGGCGGCAAGCAUAGCGUCAGGAGGGACCAAGGGCAUGGGGACCCGGAUACGGCACGUGUGGAAAAAUAACCUUGCGCAAGAGAUGGCGAUGCUGCGGAGCCUCGUGGACAAGUACCCGUAUAUCAGCAUGGACACCGAAUUUCCAGGAGUUGUCGCGAGACCGAUGGGCGACUUCAUCACCAAAGCCAGCUACCACUACCAGACCGUUCGCUGCAACGUGGACCUCCUCAAGAUAAUACAACUCGGCAUCACCCUUUUCUCGACAGAGGGUGAAAUACCCCCGGCGCAGGUGGAUUCAGCAUCAGUCACCCAAGGAAGAUAUCAGAACAACCUCAUAAUGUGCCCGUGCACGUGGACCUUCAACUUCCAGUUCUCGCUAGAGGAGGACAUGUACAACGAGGACUCGAUCCAGGUUCUAAAGAAGGCUGGCACAGAUUUCGAAAAGCACGCUGAAAUGGGCAUCGAUCCGUUGGAAUUUGGCUCGCUUCUCAUCACCUCUGGCCUUGCCUUGUCCGACGACGUCAACUGGAUAUCUUUCCACUCUGGCUAUGAUUUCGCAUAUCUCGUCAAACUCAUGUGGUGCAAGCAACUACCUAACGACGAGGAGGAGUACCGGAAACUGGUUGAAAUUUUCUUCCCGCGCCUGCUCGACGUCAAAUUCCUAUGGCGCCACGCUCAAAGACUUCAGGUGCAGAACAGCCUCAGCGCACAGGCGAUGACCAUCCUGAAUGGGGUUGGAACCAAGUCGGGUCUUCAAGAUUUAGCAGAGGAGCUCGGAUGUCAGCGGGUUGGCACCCAACACGAGGCCGGCUCCGAUGCCUGGCUCACAGGCAACGUCUUCUGGCAACUGCGCGCCAAGGUCUUCGAAGGUCACGUUCCCGAUGAGAUGAAUGGACAGAUGUGGGGAUUGACAGGAGUCGGACCGCCAGCGUCGGCUACGGCGCAGGCAGCAGUACUGGCAGCACAUGGCCAUGCGUCGAACAUCAACGGUGCAUUCCAGGCAGCGCUUGCAUUCCACACUGGUGCUACGCCGAGUAGGGACGGGCCCAGCACGCCCAUUACCAACGCGGCGGGUUUGGCUAGCGGAACGCCGGGACCUGGUGGUCAUGGCCUUGGCAGCAUGACGCCUGGAGGGUUUGGUAACUUUCAGUAUGCCAAAUGAGGGCUUCUUUCGGCGAAAGCUCUCGGGUGUCUGAAUGAAUCUUCUCCAUUCUUCUGUUGUGGCUGUUUCGUAUAAAAGAUCCCACAUUCUCCUUCUAUCACUUGGGCAAUUUCUCGGGCAAGCGUUUGGUGUUUUGUGAUUACCCCCUUUCUCAAGCUGGAGUUUUACAGCGGCGCCUGCGGUGACUGAACCGGGGCCACGUCUCUUGCAUUGCUCGGCGCUGUGCUUUGCUUUUCAAUGCGAUGACGGCUUUGCGUGAUGGUGCUGGGACUGGUGCUGGGGCUUUAGGCGGGUUUGGGCUGCCGGGUUGGGAUCGGGUUUAGCAAUCAGAGUAGCGG
This is a messenger RNA of Aplosporella prunicola CBS 121167, 1986 nucleotides long. RefSeq lists its product as uncharacterized. Gene Ontology annotation, molecular function: poly(A)-specific ribonuclease activity; nucleic acid binding. Gene Ontology annotation, cellular component: CCR4-NOT core complex; P-body; CCR4-NOT complex. Bases 158 to 1648 code for a protein of 496 amino acids. The record is from RefSeq and is a predicted model, not a curated record. Lineage: Eukaryota; Fungi; Ascomycota; Dothideomycetes; Botryosphaeriales; Aplosporellaceae. The transcript has 2 exons.